This is a messenger RNA of Pteropus alecto (black flying fox), 1072 nucleotides long. RefSeq names its product dual oxidase maturation factor 1 (gene DUOXA1). The transcript is spliced from 6 exons. The record is from RefSeq and is a predicted model, not a curated record. Gene Ontology annotation, cellular component: endoplasmic reticulum membrane. Bases 14 to 1042 code for a protein of 342 amino acids. Gene Ontology annotation, biological process: protein transport. Lineage: Eukaryota; Metazoa; Chordata; Mammalia; Chiroptera; Pteropodidae.
CGACCUCACCAAAAUGGCUGCUUUCGGACACACAUUCCCCUUCUAUCCUGGCCCCAAGCCAACCUUCUCAAUGGACACUACCUUGGCCAUCAUCAUCACCAUCUUUCUGACUGCACUGGUCACCUUCAUCAUCAUCCUGCCUGGCAUUCGGGGCAAAAUGAGGCUAUUCUGGCUGCUGCGGGUGGUGACCAGCUUAUUCAUUGGGGCUGUGAUCCUGGCUGUGAAUUUCAGUUCUGAGUGGUCCGUGGGCCAGGUCAGCACCAACACAUCAUAUAAAGCCUUCAGUUCCCAGUGGAUCAGCGCUGAUGUUGGCCUGCAGCUUGGGCUUAGAGGAGUCAACAUCACACUCACAGGGACCCCAGUGCAGCAGCUGAAUGAGACCAUCAAUUACAAUGAGGAGUUCACCUGGCGCCUAGGCGAGAACUAUGCUGAGGAGUAUGCAAGGGCGCUGGAGAAGGGGCUGCCAGACCCUGUGCUUUACCUGGCAGAGAAGUUCUCCCCGAACAGCCCAUGUGGUCUACAUGGCCAGUAUCGCCUGGCAGGACACUACACCUCAGCCAUUCUGUGGGUAGCAUUCCUCUGCUGGCUGCUGGCCAACGUGAUGCUGUCCAUGCCUGUGCUGCUAUACGGAGGCCACAUGCUGCUGGCCACGGGGAUCUUCCAGCUGUUGGGACUGCUUUUCUUCUCCAUUGCCACAUCACUUACCCAACCCUGUCCCCUGCGCCUGGGCAGUGCAGUGCUGCAAACUCGCCUUGGGCCUGCCUUUUGGAUCACGUUGACCACAGGAGUGCUUUGCGUGCUGCUGAGCCUGGCCAUGGCAGUGGCACACAGGAUGCAGCCCCACAGGCUGAAGGCUUUCUUCAACCAGAGUGUGGGAGAGAAUCCUGGGCUGAAGUGGAAUCCUGAGGAAGGAGGACUCCUGAGCCCCCGCUACCGGUCCACAGCUGAGAGUCCCCAGUCCCAGGACAUUUCUCUGUCUGAGGCUUCCUCCGAGACAUGCUGUAAGGAGGAGCACCCCAGAGUGCCUGAUUGUGCCCUAUAAGGUCCCUCUCCUUGGUGGCCACUCAGACUU